AGUAACAGAACGGAGACUAUCGUUACAAAACACAGUAAAGAAUAAUUAUGUAUUAAUACUAUUUAUUUUACUUAUUUGGCGGGAACUUUGAAUCUAGAAUAAGAUUAAGUCAACAAAGAGCACAACAUGCAAGUUCCAGAAGAUGGCGCUGCGAUGUUUUUGCGUUACGUGGUUCCGCCCAUGAGGCUAAUUUCAGCAGCCAUAUGGAAGUUGAUCGAACAGGAAGAUGUACCAAACUACGGAAUAUUGGAGGAGUUUGUGUCAUGGAUGGCCCAUGCUGUUCCGGAUAUACUAAACUACCGACAGAGGAUUCAGCUGACCAUGGGUCUCAGAGCAAGGCUUGUCCUGGAGUUGUGUGGCAUGGAGAGGCCAGCUGAUCCAGAUAUAGUGCAGCCCCAUCUGAAGCGGAUCCAGACCCUUCUUGCACUUCACAAUGAACUGGAGUCAGUUGAUGCCCAAGUUGAAGAAUCUGGGACAAACUUUGUAGCCCUGGUGCAAAUCUUAAUGAAAGACCCAGCUGAAAAAAGCAUUUUCUUUAAGGAUGUCUUUCCCUUGCAAUAUGGUGUGAAGUUCAGUAACGCACUGAAAAAGCUGAUGUGGCUGUUCCUUUCUAGACUGGAAAAUGUUGUCCCACAGCCUACAUUUGAAGAGACUGCCCACAUGCUCAGCACUGCCCCUACAGUUAUGGAGGAAUGUGUUCAUUCUCUCUCUGAACCACAACAGCUGAGAAAUGUAUUUGGAUGCCAAAGAGAAGCCAAUGUAGAAAUUAAAGAAAAAACACAGUUAUGGUCCAUCACACCAGAUGAUUGCAUACUCUCUUGUCUUGGCAAGCCUCUAUUAGCACAAAACGUUACUGAGGAACAGACACAUACAGAUACCCAGUCAGAGUCAGUGAUUGAUUAUCCCCCCUCAUAUUGCCAAGAAGUACAGGUAGAAUCAGUGGUAAUUGCUCAAUAUAUUAAUGAUAACCUGGAGACAAGCAUAUGUGAGGAAAAUCCUGAUGGUAUAGAAUGUUUAGGUACUGGUGAGAAUAAACAGUAUGAUCUACAAAGGCCUGAUCAUGGCGGCAUUGAGACUUCAACUGAACUUGGUUAUGAAGAGGUAGAAUCCUUGGAUUUGAGGACUAUAGAUUUUGUUUUGGGCGAAAGGUCUGAAAAGCAAGAUCCAAUCAAACAUGAUGUGACUGUUGAGGGGGCUGCAAGUGCAGAAGACACCCCUGCUGCUGAGGAAGACAAUGGAAGGGCAGUGGAUCAGCCAAAAGAGAACAAAUCCACCUGCCCAGAAAUUGAAUUAACACAGGAAAACAGUAGCAAUAAGUCGGUGUGUGCCUCAUCUUCAGCAAUUGCAGAUAUCAAGUCAGCCAAUACUCAACAGGAAGGAGAUCUGUCUGGAUUGGUUACUACCUACCUACAACCAUUUGUUAAGAUAGAUAGGCUUAACAUUACUGAUAUACAGCCUUUUAAUCCACAACGUAAAAAAGGUCAAGGUCAGCCAAGGAAGGAUGAUCAAAAUACCAAAUCGCAUGCAGGAAAAAGCAGCAGGAGAGCACCACAGCAGUCUCUGUGAAUCGAUGGAUACGCAUUCAGAAAACCAAAAUGUGUGGAAUGUCAUCCAAAAGUUAAAGAAGACAUACGCGGAGGUGAAAGAGCCCUCUAUGAUGUAUGCCUGCCUCCCUGUGCGAGUUUCCAGGGCCAGGAGGAGAUACAGCUGCACCACCAUCUCAUUGUCCACCACCCAGAAGAGUACAAACGGCUUUGUGAGCCUGGAGAAGAGAAGGAGAGCUCCCAGUGUGACAUCAGUACUUCUUUUCUGUUCUGGAAACCACGACAAGCCCCCACUAAAAUUAGAUCCUACAGAGGAGUACCUGUCUGUAGAACAUGUCCCAUAUGUUGGAAAGAACUUUCACUCGAAGUGCAGAUAUGAGGAGGCAUCAGGCAUCGCACACGACGGAUCGUCCCUUCACAUGUUCGUAUUGUGGGAAGACCUUCAGGUACACCUUUGACCUGAGAAGACAUCAGCAACAUGCCUGUGCGAACCAGGAAUAUGUAGUGCUGGACCAUAGAAGCACAGAUGAAGUCUCAGAGGAUACUAGUGAAACGAUCCCUGCCUCAAGUCAUGAAAAUACCGUUAUACCAUCUGUCAAUUGUUCUCCUAAGCAGCCAAUUAUAGGUAAACAAGAUGUGUUUUGUCAUGUGUGUGGAAUGACACUGUCAAACACCAGCAGCCUAAAAAGUCACAUGAAGACUCACUUGAAAGGGAUGCCCCACUCCUGCCCCUGUGGUAAGACCUAUAAAUAUUUAGAAAGUAUGAGUACACACCGGCUUGUGUGUCCAGAGUCUGACUUAAAUAAACAUGAACAAAAGCAGUGUGAAGACCAUGACACAGUCGCAGACGAUGAGGAAGUGAUGCAUGAUAACUCAGGAGCCAUACCUCCAAAUCUGACAUACUCUAUCAAUUCCUCUGAUAAGUCAGACAGUGAGAAACCAGAGGUUGCAAGUUCUUUAACCUCAGUUGUAGCUGUUGUCUCAGAUUCAGAAGACAUACCUCAGGUUCCACCCAGCCAUGCUGAAUCCUCAGUCAGGCCCAACACUAAUGCGACAGAACCCACACACUGGUCAAGUUCUGUCCCAGUUGUCUUAAACACAAGAAGGCACCUGAGAUCCCCUUCAGGUGACCACCCUCAUAAGUGCUCUCAGUGUGGACACAGCUUCAGGUACUCCUACAAUCUGAAGAAACAUGAGGAUGUUUGUGAGGGCAGAAAGGAGCACAAAGAUGCAAUGGGGCUUCAUUCAAAAGAGUACAGCAGACCUUUGACUGGAACAUCAAAUAAUAAGCAGGAUGUCUGUGUCCUUUCAGUUCUGUCACUCUGCAACACACCAUCCUUAGAUAAUGCAAAGAGAGCUGAUGGAGGAGAUCAAGAGGAUAGUGUACCUGGCUCCAGUGAGACUGCCUCUCCCGAGCUGCUCCUUGCCUGCAAUAGUUGUGGAAAGAAAUAUAAAGACCAUUGUUCACUGAAAAAGCACAAGAGAACUUGUGGCACCAAUGAGCGACGCUACCAGUGCGUGAAAUGUGGUUCCUUAUUCAGGACGUUGCUUGAUGUCAGGAUACACGUACACACGCACUGGGGAGAAGACCCCCUUCAGUGUUCCCAGUGCGGGAAAUACUUCCAGAGCCCCAGUGAGCUAGAAAAGCACAAGGUUGUUCAUGAGUUAGAGCACAAAUAUUCCUGUACUAUGUGCCCCGAGACCUAUGAUCGGCUCGAGACCUUAAAGCAUCACUACCUUGAGGUGCAUGAGUUCAAGGGGCCAUACCAGUGUUCCCAUUGCGAUAAGACUCAUGUAGACUUGGGUGCUAUAUUUGCCCAUAUAAGGACGCAUAGUGAUGAGCGACCUUACCAAUGCUCCCAUUGCACUAAGAGGUUCAAACAGCGCAGUGGCCUGAACGUCCACGAGAAGCUUCAUUCGGGGGAUAAGCCGUUCCUUUGCGAGGAGUGUGGGAAGUGUUUCAGCAGCAACAUACAGCUGCAGAGGCACUCGAUAUCCCAUAGCACCGAGAGGCCACAUGCAUGUCCUCAGUGCAAGAAGUGCUUCAAAUCGCAGCAUGCUCUCCGUGGGCACAUACUAAAGCACUUGAAGCCAGCGAACAUUCCAUGUGUGGUCUGCGGCAAAAUGUUUUUCACAAGCCUCUGCACUGGGACCGACACCAUCGGCACCCACACAGGAGAAAGGCCAUACAGUUGCCCCAAAUGUGGCAAGACGUUCUUGAGCAGCGGCGAGGUGAGCAAGCACUUGCGAUACCACACUGGAGAGAGGCCUUUCCAGUGUAAGCUUUGCUCUAAGAGCUUUACGCAGGCGUGUUACCUGAGUGCCCACAUGCGGAUACACACAGGGGAGCGACCAUAUGUGUGCAGCAAUUGUGGCAAGGCCUUUGUUUGCAAUACCCACUUGAAAAGGCACAUGUUUGUGCACACAAAGGAGAAGCAUUCAAAUGUGACUGUGGAAAAGCCUUUAAUCGAACAAAUCUUCUAAGACUGCAUCAGAAAACUCAGUGUAUCUUACAAAAGAAAUAAGACUUUAGUAUUAAGACAUAAGUAUUUAGUAAAUAAGAAAAUGGGUUUUAAAUGGAUUUUGCAAACUGUUAGGAUCUUAUCGAUCUUCAUUUAUAUAUUUAUGUAUCAAAAAUAAUUGCAAUUAAA
This is a messenger RNA of Electrophorus electricus (electric eel), 4195 nucleotides long. RefSeq lists its product as uncharacterized. NCBI's taxonomy places the organism in Eukaryota, Metazoa, Chordata, Actinopteri, Gymnotiformes, Gymnotidae. The record is from RefSeq and is a predicted model, not a curated record.